Coregonus sp. 'balchen' is the source of this 16689-nucleotide messenger RNA. The record is from the annotation of a GenBank genome assembly. NCBI's taxonomy places the organism in Eukaryota, Metazoa, Chordata, Actinopteri, Salmoniformes, Salmonidae.
AUGGAGAGUGCAGGUAUGAAUGUGUUGCUGUUCUAGCACUGUACAUAUUUUGUAGCAAAUUUUUCAUAGAGGUUUAUUUGUCCAUGCAUUGUGUGAAAAAGAGCACCAACACAUUUGGGCAAUGUUUCUUUUCGUAAUGCCAAGGGUGACAAACAUCCGAAUAUACACUAUAUAUACAAAAGUAUGUCGACACCCCUUCAAAUUAGUGGAUUUGGCUAUUUCAGCCACACCCGUUGCUGACAGGUGUAUAAAAUCAAGCACACAGCCAUGCAAUCUCCAUAGACAAACAUUGGCAGUAGAAUGGCCUUACUGAAAAGCUCAGUGACUUUCAAUGUGGCACCGUCAUAGGAUGCCACCUUUCCAACAAGUCAGUUCGUCCCCAAAAAAUUAUUCACAAAGUGAGGUCCAUAUAGAAAUGGUUUGUCGAGAUCGGUGUGGAAGAACUUGACUGGCCUGCACAGAGCCAUGACCUCAACCCCAUCGAACACCUUUGGGAUGAAUUGGAACGCCGACUGCGAGCGAGGCCUAAUUGCCCAACAUCAGUGCCCGACCUCACUAAUGCUCUUGUGGCUGAAUGAAGAGUGGAGGCUGUUAUAUCAGCAAAGGGAGGACCAACUCCAUAUUAAUGCCCAUGAUUUUGGAAUGAGAUGAUCGACGAGCAGGUGUGCACAUACUUUUGGUCAUGUAGUGAAUAAUUCCAAGCUCCUGCCAAGCAUGGUUGCCUUACUCUGUCUCCUCACCUUGAAAGGACUUGGGAAUAAUGUCUCAGACAAUUUUUUCAUUGCAUCGGGAAUCCUAUUUUGCUUUACUCCCUCUUUCUCUUCUACGCCUUUUCUUCCCUCUCUAUUUCCCUAUGACUCUCAAGCCAAAAUGGAGAUGAAUUCAACGUCUUUACCUUUAGAGGAAAUUAUUAAAGUAUGCCUUUCUGUGGAUCUUUUAUUGAGGUGUGCAAUGUUUUAUUAGAUGGAUAGAGGUAUCUUCCCUCAAUCAGGAUUUUGCUUGGCCUGAUGUGGCUUUGUCAAAACUCUGCAGGUUUCAUAAUAAAAGCCUCUAGUAUUUUACACAAACUCCAGAAAUGGCAAUUAGAGGGACUGCAGACACUCCUUGCCAAGAGAUGGACCUGUGAACUCUAUUUUUUUUCCUUCAGGUAAUGGCCCUUUCCCGGCGGUUUUUGGUACUCUCUGCCAUGGGCUGUGAAUGUAAUACAUGUUAAGUGGUCUUUUGUGUGACACAGAUGGACUGAUUUAUUUUUCUCGUUUGGCAGUCAUAAGACAGUGGAAGAGGAUUAGAGGCUACACAGCAAGACUGUGCAGAAAGCUGAAUUUCAAGUAAACCAUUUUUCCAUCUGCCUUUUCUCUUGGUUCGGUUGCGAUUAUAUGAUUUAAGCCGACCCCAGACACACUGUGACAUGCAGUGUGGGAAAAAAGUAUUUGAUCCCCUGCUGAUUUUGUAUGUUUGCCCACUGACAAAGAAAUUAUCAGUCUAUAAUUUUAAUGGUAGGUUUAUUUGAACAGUGAGAGACAGAAUAACAACCAGAAAUCCAGAAAAAAGCAUGUAAAAAUUUUUUAUAAAUUGAUUUGCAUUUUAAUGAGGGAAAUAAGGAUUUGAACCCCUCUCAAUCAGAAAGAUUUCUGGCUCCCAGGUGUCUUUUAUACAGGUAACAAGCUGAGAUUAGGAGCACACUCUUAAAGGGAGUGCUCCUAAUCUCAGCUUGUUUACCUGUAUUAAAGACACCUGUCCACAGAAGCAAUCAAUCAGAUUCCAAACACUCCACCAUGGCCAAGACCAAAGAGCUCUCCAAGGAUGUCAGGGACAAGAUUGUAGACCUACACAAGGCUGGAAUGGGCUACAAGACCAUCGCCAAGCAGCUUGGUGAGAAGGUGACAACAGUUGGUGUGAUUAUUCGCAAAUGGAAGAAACACAAAAUAACUGUCAAUCUCCCUGGGCCUGGGGCUCCAUGCAAGAUCUCACCUCGUGGAGUUGGAAUGAUCAUGAGAACGGUGAGGAAUCAGCCCAGAACUACACGGGAGGAUCUUGUCAAUGAUCUCAAGGCAGCUGGGACCAUAGUCACCAAGAAAACAAUUGGUAACACACUACGGCGUGAAGGACUGAAAUCCUGCAGCGCCCGCAAGGUCCCCCUGCUCAAGAAAGCACAUAUACAGGCCCGUCUGAAGUUUGCCAAUGAAAAUCUGAAUGAUUCAGAGGAGAACUGGAUGAAAGUGUUGUGGUCAGAUGAGACCAAAAUCGAGCUCUUUGGCAUCAACUCAACUCGCCGUGUUUGGAGGAGGAGGAAUGCUGCCUAUGACCCCGAGAACACCAUCACCACCGUCAAACAUGGAGGUGGAAACAUUAUGCUUUGGGGGUGUUUUUCUGCUAAGGGGACAGGACAACUUCACCGCAUCAAAGGGACGAUGGACAGGGCCAUGUACUGUCAAAUCUUGGGUGAGAGCCUCCUUCCCUCAGCCAGGGCAUUGAAAAUGGGUUGUGGAUGGGUAUUCCAGCAUGACAAUGACCCAAAACACAUGGCCAAGGCAACAAAGGAGUGGCUCAAGAAGAAGCACCUUAAGGUCCUUUAGUGGCCUAGCCAGUCUCCAGACCUUAAUCCCAUAGAAAAUCUGUGGAGGGAGCUGAAGGUUCGAGUUGCCAAACGUCAGCCUCAAAACCUUAAUGACUUGGAGAAGAUCUGCAAAGAGGAGUGGGACAAAAUCCCUCCUGAGAUGUGUGCAAACCUGGUGGCCAACUACAAGAAACGUCUGACCUCUGUGAUUGCCAACAAGGGUUUUGCCACUAAGUACUAAGUCAUGUUUUGCAGAGGGGUCAAAUACUUAUUUCCCUCAUUAAAAUGCAAAUCAUUUAAUAACAUUUUUGACAUGCGUUUUUCUGGAUUAUUUUGUUGUUAUUCUGUCUCUCACUUUUCAAAUAAACCUACCAUUAAAAUUAUAGACUGAUCAUGUCUUUGUCAGUGGGCAAACAUACAAAAUCAGCAGGGGAUCAAAUACUUAAUUCCCUCACUGUAUCCCAUCUAGCAAAGGAAAACACACCAUAUAGGGAACAAAAAGGAUGACACUGAAUCCUAUACUCCAUGUUUGUAAAAAUAUAUAUCGUACAGUAAAAUGACAAACACACCAUUCAACAGUCCAUUUUAGGCGAGUAAAGUCAUACCGUAUAAAAAUAAAACCUCGACAGCUGUAAUGGAAACAGGUAGUUUCGGUACAAUUGUAUAUAUGCCAAAAGAAAACUUGUUUGUUCAACAUGGUGGGAUCUUUUUGUUUCGGUAACAUUAAUUAUGCGAGAAAUUGUGGUGGAAAUGCCUUUAUGCGCAACUAUUAAUAUAAUAACCAUCAUAUCGUAUUAAACUUGGAGUCACGCGAUGAUAUGGUGUGCUUCAAGUUCCUUGGUGUCCACAUCACCAACGAACUAUCAUGGACCAAACACACCAAGACAGUCGUGAAGAGGGCACGACAAAGCCUAUUCCCCCUCAGGAGACUGAAAAGAUUUGGCAUGGGUCCUCAGAUCCUCAAAAUUCUACAGCUGCACCAUCGAGAGCAUCCUGACUGGUUGCAUCACCGCCUGGUAUGGCAACUGCUUGGCCUCCGACCGCAAGGCACAGAGGGUAGUGCGUACGGCCCAGUACAUCACUGGGGCCAAGCUUCCUGCCAUCCAGGACCUCUAUACCAGGCGGUGUCAGAGGAAGGCCCUCAAAAUUGUCAAAGACUCCUGCCACCCUGGUCAUAGACUGUUCUCUCUGCUACCGCACGGCAAGCGGUACCGGAGUGCCAAGUCUAGGUCCAAAAUACUUCUCAACAGCUUCUACUCCCAAGCCAUAAGACUCCUGAACAGCUAAUCAUGGCUACCCGGACUAUUUGCACUACCCCACCACCCCAUCCUUUUACGCUGCUGCUACUCUGUUAAUUAUUUAUGCAUAGUCACUUUAACUCUACCCACAUGUACAUAUUACUUCAACUACCUCAACUAGCCGGUACCCCCCUGUAUAUAUAGCCUCCCUACUGUUGUUUUAUUUUUAAAAAUAAUGCACUGUUGGUUAAGGGCUGUGUUACGCACGCCUCGGAAGAGGGAACGCAACACCCUGCUACAACUCAACUCUCCGUGGUGUGAAAGAGGUAUGGGACUGUAGGUGUGAGUAAGGAUGACAAAAGGCAAAGAAUACCGUUAACAGGGAAUUUAUUCCUUCGCACGGUAAGUUUGGGGAAAAGGGGCUGGACGGAACCAAAGCAAAGAAAGUAAAUAUCAAAGCCCCCUCUCCUACCUUACCUGCCUACCCACUACUUACUGAACUAGCACCACCUGGUGCACUAACCAAAAUACAAGGGAUGGUCCGCCCAGGUCUGUCCUAGUGUGCAUAGACAGUCCACUUCUACGGGUAAUGUAUGCCCGCGGGCCUCUUGCCUAAGCACUCCCUAGGUGCCUUCCCCUUCCCCCCUUGGGAACAAAUGAAACAAAAAUAGCACAAACUGGUUCACAACAAAAACCUGAGAAAAACUAACUCAGGACAUUAAAGAAACUCUGAGCCACAAACUAACACAAAACAUUACAAUUGGUUAUCAGAGCAACAACAACACAGUACAUACCAAAACUCUUAGCAUACAACCAACAUGCUGUAACUCUCAGCAAUUCUGGUUCCCCUUUCUCUUCUUCUGAGCAACAGAACUGGGGCUUAUAUAGCUUCAGAAGGAGUUGGUAAUUGGAGACAGCUGCGUCCUGACGAGGGCGCAGGGUCAGCUCUCCAAUCAUCAAUGUUUUGACCAAUCAGCUGCUUGUUGGGGAAUUUCAGGAACCCAUUUCCUGAAAUACAUACAUGAAAAUACACAACCUACAACACAGAAACUGGGGAACGUAACAGGCUGUAAGUAAGCAUUUCACUGUAAUGUCUGCACUUGUUGUAUUCGGUGCAUGUGGCCAAUAAAAUAUUAUUUUAUUUUAUUUUAUUUGGUCCUCCCACUAUGACACAGGAAACCAUACAGUUUAUUAGGCUACAGAUUAAAUAAAUUAUGAUGAACUUCACAGGGUGGUGAAAGUGCAUUUUGAUCUUGAUGCUCCUUUUCAAUAAAUAUUGAGUGUAUUAUUCUUGGGCGACAUGAUUAUUGAUGCUUGACUGCCGUUGGACAAAUAAAAUUAAUCUCACUCUUAUCCAUAAUAAUUUCAUCAUGUAGACCACCCUACCCGCACUGUAUCUGCGAGCUGUUGGCUAGAGUGCACGUGCCAAGACCAGAGUAGGCACAUUUUCUAUUUAAGGCAACAGUUUUUGUGACAAAACUAUCGGUAGAGUUGAAAAUGCUAUGGUAACACAUUUAACCUUUGAUUUAUAUUCAGUACAGGAAAACGUAAGCGAAAAAGUAAAUUUUGUGUGCACUACAUCAUCACCCAGUGACUUUUAUCCGCAACAAAUCAUUUUGGUGGAAACACACCACUGCUGAAAACAUUUGCAUAUUUUCUUUAUGCUGAUUUUUGAAUAUUCGUAUGAAGAUCUGUCGCCAAUUAGAUGGAAACCUAGUUAGUGAUUCAAACAUGGAUCAUUCAAUUGAGACUGCCUCUCUCUCUGAUCUGUUUACCUUAGCUUAUUCGUUCACAAAGCACAGUUCUAACCUAAUGUUAGACCAGAGAGCAACAUAAACACAAGGUGGACACGCAAACCAUCUGUAUCACUCCUUGAGCCUUCAGAUAUCCAUCAUUGUACCAUAGCCGCAAGAUUAGUGAGUACUUGUGUUCGCCUCACCUUGAAAAAUGUUCCAUGACAAAUGCUUUCUUCAUGAUUUCACCUCUGAGAGGAUAUGUUAUUGCUGCUUUAGCCCACUAUCUUAUCUGAGCAGUGAUUUGCUUUAUCUGCACUGUCACUGUAUGUUUCUACCCCAAUAAGUGCCCCUAGAUACAGCUUGUUCCUUGAUCUUAGACAACAGUAUGUACACCAUAUGUCUGGAGUGAGCUGAUGUUGGACAUCUUCAUACACCAGUCUGUACUGUUCACUUAACUGGGGACCACUCUCUUUUUCAUUGACUGUGUUGGGUUCCCUCUUCACAGUGAGCAUGUACAGAAAGUAUUCACACCCCUUUACUUUUUCCACUUUUUGUUGUGUUACAGCCUGAAUUUAACAUUAAUUACAUUGAGAUUUUGUGUCACUGGCCUACACACAAUAACCCAUAAUGUCAAAGUGGAAUUAUGUUUUUCAAAAGUUUUCCAAAUUAAUGAAUAAUGAAAAGCUGAAAUGUCUUGAGUCAAUAAGUAUUCAACCCCUUUGUUAUGGCAAGCCUAAAUAAGUUCAGGAGUAAGAAUGUGCUUAACAAGUCACAUAAUAACUUGCAUGGACUAACUCUAUGUGCAAUAAUAGUGUUUAACAUUAUUUUUGAAUGACUACCUCAUCUCUGUACCCCACACAUACAAUUAUCUGUAAGGUCCCUCAGUCGAGCAGUGAAUUUCAAACACAGGUUCAACCACAAAGACCAGGGAGGUUUUCCAAUGCCUUGUAAAGAAGGGCAGACAUUGAAUAUCCCUUUUAGCAUGGUGAAGUUAUUAAUUACACUUUGGAUGGUGUUUCAAUACACCCAGUCACUACAAUGAUACAGGCGUCUAUCCUAACUCAGUUGCCAGAAAGGAAAGAAACCGCUCAGGGAUUUCACUAUGGGGACAAUGGUGUCUUUAAAACAAUUACAGAGUUUAAUGGCUGUGAUAGGAGAAAACUAAGGAUGGAUCAACAACAUUGUACUCUACUAACCUAAUGACAGCAUGAAAAGAAGGAAGCCUGUACAGAAUAACAAUAUUUCAAAACAUGCAUCCUGUUUGCAACAAGGCACUAAAGUAAUACUGCAAAGAAUGUGGCAAAGCAAGGGGUAUGUUUGGGGCAAAUCCAAUUCAACACAUUACUGAGUACCACUCUCCAUAUUUCAAGCAUAAUGGUGGCUGCAUCAUAUUAUCGGUUUGCUUGUAAUCGUUAAGGACUGGGGAGUUUUUCAGGAUAAAAAUAAACCCAGAAUGGAGCUAAGCAUAGGCAGAAUCCUAGAGGAAAACCUGGUUCAGUCUGCUUUCCACCAAUAACCUAAAACAUAAGGCCAAAUCUAGACUUGAGUUGAUUACCAAGAAGACAGUGAAUGCUCCUGAGUGGCCGAAUUACAGUUUCAACAACCAAUUUGAAAAAGCUUGAAGAAUUUUGAAAAGAAAAUUGGGCAAAUGUUGCACAAUCCAUGUGUGGAAAGCUCUUAGAGACUUACCCAGAAAGACUCACAGCUGUAAUCGCUGCCAAAGGUGAUUCUAACAUGUAUUGACUCAGGGGGCUGAAUACUUAUCUAAUCAAGAUAUUUUUUAUAUAUAUUUUUUUUAUAGAUAUAUUUAUUUUUACAAAUGUUCUGAUUUUUCUUCCACUUUGACAUUACAGAGUAUUUUGUAUAGAUCGUUGAAAAAAAAAGACAAAUUAAAUCCAUUUUAAUCCAACUUUGUAACGCAACAAAAUACUUUCUGAAGGCAAUGUAGAUGCAUAUAUGGUAAGGUCCAUCAUUAUUGGCAGCCUUGAUAAAGAUGAGCAAAAAAGACUGUAUAAAAUAUAUACAAAUACUGAACAAUUUUCAAGCCUAGUCUUUUUGAUUCUCACCCCAUCCCAGCCCAGCCCAGCCCAGCUAAAUGUCUUGUAGAUUGCUGUUGCUUCCAGGAGAUAGCCUUGAUGUAGAAACAAAAAUAAAAAAAUAAAAAACUUUGAAUGGAAUGGAAAAAGUCAAUUAAAAGACUGUCAGACUGCAGGUCUCAAUGUUUGGAUGUGCAUUUUGCAGGACAGAAAGGUUCUGAGCUAGAGAUCGCAUUUUGAUACGUUGUGUAAUAUAAUAAUAUGUGCCAUUUAGCAGACACUUUUAUUCAAAGCGACUUACAGUGAUGCGCGCAUCCAUUUUAUGUGUCUGCUGAAUUGGUCUAUUUUCUCAUAACAACCUAGAUUGACUCUGUAUAUCUGCAUAGUUCUAUAGGAGAUGGUGAGCAACAUAAAGCGCUGUAACAAAGAGAAAGUAGCAAAUUGAAAAGGAGCCAUAAGAGGAAAUAUAGUAUGUCUCAGGGCUAUAGGGGAAAGCGCUCCCAAGGUGAUUUCCCAGGUAAUGGACCUUUUAGCAUGAAAAUCAGAGAGAUGGGGAAUAGGGACUGCCAUUAAACGGCUUCACUGUUGCUCCUUUGGGAUGCAUGGACUUAAUCAGUUAUAUUUCACAGAUGCCAUCUUUUAUAUAUGGGUACACAUUAAUCUGCAGUGUUACAAAACCCUAAUUGGACAGAACUAUGUGGGAUAGGCCCAGAAUGAAACAGCAGAGAAGAAUGAUGAUUCUCCCUUUAAUUGAACCGGGCCUUGCUGCUUGCACAACAAUGCCUCUGAUAAUGUUGAAAGAAGUUACUAAACUGGUAAUAAGCUUCUGUGUUUAUUUCAAUACUACUGCAAUCUCGGCACCCAGAACCAUAUCUUGCAUUCAUAUAGCAUAUAUAACACCUUGAAUAGGUUAUUAAGUAAUUUAACAGUGUAGGGGUAAUAGUUUAGGAUCUUGAUGUAACAGCAAGCAAUUGGCUGAAUUCUUUAAUAAGCUAAAGCAUCAUACAUUAUACUUUAUUUAACUAUUUCUUCAGAAAUAUAAUACACAAUAUUUUCUGCAACACUUUGAUGAUUAUCUACAACUUUGAUAUGUUUCUAUGGUAUAUACGGUGCAUACUUUGUUUUUGUUGACUAGGCUAAUUGGCUAGAUAUCUUGUUAUCAACCUAGCUAUAAAUGAUGUAGGCCUAUAUGACAUGUUCUGACUCCAAAAUGAUGCAUUCUUAAAGAAUAUCCCUUUGCAGGUCUGCAGCUGAGACAGCCUGCAUAUUAUGUUAUCUAUACAUGACUUCAUUUUAUUAUCUUUAUCCCAAGAGCAUUUGUCAUGUGGUAUGGAUUUAAAUCUGUCUGCCGCAAAAUUGGAUUUUCAGAAUUAUAUUUACCGUAGCUUCCCUAAAUUUACUCUUUGGAGUAAUAACUCCUGUUUUAUUGCUAAAAGUAUUAAAUGCACAAGCUUGUUGGUUUUGCAUGUAAAACUCUGCUGUGCCUAAAGAGUCUGCUGUGAGUGCUGUGAGUCAUUUCCAGGUAGACUCAAGAAGAUGUUUAAUCAUCAAACACUAUAAAAUACCUGAAAAAUACAAAUCAAAUGGAUCUUACUCUCUCAUGAACUUCACAUGGAUUUUCUUGCAAAGUUUUAACUACAUUCUAAACUUCUGUAAAAUAGGGUAUUUACAAUCAGAGUAAAUCUGCAGAGAUAGAAUCAAUGUUUGCAUAUGAAUGUACCAUAGCCUCCUGUAGCUCAAUUGGUAGCGCGUGGCGCUUGCAAUGCCAGGGUUGUGGGUUCGAUUCCCACGGGUGGCCAGUAUGAAAAAUGUAUGCACUCACUAACUGUAAGUUGCUCUGGAUAAGAGCGUCUGCUAAAUGACUCAAAUAUAAAUGUACAAUAGCUCUGUGUUCAUACCUUAUUGACAACCCAGGUUAUUCAUCUGUUCUCUGUUUUGUACUCUCUGUCUUCCAGGUUUCUUAAGCACAGGGGACCAAGCUUCCAAGGGAAACUACGGACUCCUUGAUCUGAUCCAAGCCCUGCGCUGGACUAGCGAGAAUAUUGCUUUCUUUGGUGGUGACCCUUUACGAAUAACAGUUUUUGGAUCAGGGGCUGGCGCCUCCUGUGUCAACCUCCUGACCCUGUCCCAUUAUUCUGAAGGUAACCGUUGGAGCAAUUCAACCAAAGGUAUAAUGCAGAGGUUGCAACUUUUUACAAUUUUAGGUGUCGCAUGCCACCUGUGUGAUUUGAGUUUAUGAGAGUAUUUUGUUCUGGAAUGGCUGUAUACAUAGCUGCGGGAAGUAGGAGUGCUGAGGGUGCUGCAGCACCCCUUGAAACAUAAUAAUAAAAAUAAUAAUAAUUUUAAAAAAAAUAUAUAUAUAUAUAUAUACACUACCAGUCCAAAUACGGACCAAGUCCAUAUUAUGGCAAGAACAGCUCAAAUAAGCAAAGAGAAAUGACAGUCCAUCAUUACUUUAAGACAUGAAGGUCAGUCAAUACGGAACAUUUCAAGAACUUUUAAGUUUCUUCCAGUGCAGUCGCAAAAACCAUCAAGUGCUGUGAUGAAACUGGCUCUCAUGAGGACCGCCACAGGAAAGGAAGACCCAGAGUUACCUCUGCACCAGAGGAUAAGUUCAUUAGAGUUAGCCUCAGAAAUUGUAGCCCAAACAAAUGCUUCACAGAGUUCAAGUAACAGACACAUCUCAACAUCAACUGUUCAGAGGAGUCUGCGUGAAUCAGGCAUUCGUGGUCAAAUUGCUGCAAAGAAACCACUACUAAAGGACACCAAGAAGAAGAAGAGACUUGCUUGGGCCAAGAAAAAAUGGACAUUAGACCGUUGGAAAUCUGUCCUUUGGUCUGAUGAGUCAAAAUUUUAGAUUUUUGGUUCCAACCGCUGUGUCUUUGUGAGACGCAUAGUAGGUGAACAGAUGAUCUCUGCAUGUGUGGUUCCCACCGUGAAGCAUGGAGGAGGAGGUGUGAUGGUGUGGGGAGUGCUUUGCUGGUGACACUGUCUGUGAUUUAUUUAGAAUUCAAGGCACACUUAAACAGCAUGGCUAUAACAACAUUCUGCAGCGAUAUGCCAUCCCAUCUGGUUUGCGCUUAGUGGGACUAUCAUUUGUUUUUCAACAGGACAAUGACCCAACACACCUCCAGGCUGUGUAAGUGCUAUUUGACCAAGAAGGAGAAUGAUGGAGUGCUGCAUCAGAUGACCUGGCCUCCACAAUCACCCGACCUCAACUCAAUUGAGAUGGUUUGGGAUGAGUUGGACCUCAGAGUGAAGGAAAAGCAGCCAACAAGUGCUCAGCAUAUGUGGGUACUCCUUCAAGACUGUUGGAAAAGCAUUCCAGGUGAAGCUGGUUGAGAGAAUGACAAGAGUGUGCAAAGCUGUCAUCAAGGCAAAGGGUGGCUACUUUUAAGAAUAUAAAAUAUAAAAUAUAUUUGUUUAACAGUUUUAUGGUUACUACAUGAUUCCAUAUGUGUUUUUUCAUAGUUUUGAUGUCUUCACUAUUAUUCUCCAAUGUAGAAAUAGUAAAAAUAAAGAAAAACCCUUGAGUGAGUAGGUGUGUCCAAACUUUUGACUGGUACUGUAUAUAUUUUUUAUAAAAGUAGUGCACUGGGCCUUUACUAGUCCUGUAUUAGUGGACCGAUAUAGCCAUCUGCACCCCCCCGUCGGCGAAAGAAUCGCAGCACCCCCACCCACAAACAUCUUCCCAUGGCUAUUGCUGUAUAAGGUGCUUUUUAUUCUCUCUCUCUCUCUCUCUCUCUCUCUCUCUCUCUCUCUCUCUCUCUCUCUCUCUCUCUCUCAAAUGCAUACAUUUUAGUUGCCAUAGUCCACACCUUUCAUAUGCCUCUGCCUCACAACCACGAAGAACUAUGGAUGCUGCUGCUACCUUACUUUUCCCUUCCUUCCUAGCGGCUGGAUGGAUAUACAGUUGAAGUAGGAAGUUUACAUACACUUAGGUUGGAGUCAUUAAAACUUGUUUUUCAACCACUCCACAAAUUUCUUGUUAACAAACUAUAGUUUUGGCAAGUCGGUUAGGACAUCUACUUUGUGCAUGACACAAGUAAUUUUUCCAACAAUUGUUUACAGACAGAUUAUUUCACUUAUAAUUCACUGUAUCACAAUUCCAGUGGGUCAGAAGUUUACAUACACUAAGUUGACUGUGCCUUUAAACAGCUUGGAAAUUUCCAGAAAAUGAGUUUCAAUUGAAAAUUCAAAAUUUGAGUCAAUUGGAGGUGUAGCUGUGGAUGUAUUUCAAGGCCUACCUUCAAACUCAGUGCCUCUUUGCUUGACAUCAUGGGAAAAUCAAAAGAAAUCAGCCAAGACCUCAGAUUUUUUUUUUGUAGAACUCCACAAGUCUGGUUCAUCCUUGGGACCAAUUCCAAACACCUGAAGGUACCACGUUCAUCUGUACAAACAAUAGUUCACAAGUAUAAACACCAUGGGACCACGCAGCCAUCAUACCACUCAGGAAGGAGACGCGUUCUGUCUCCUAGAGAUGAACGUACUUUGGUGCGAAAAGUGCAAAUGAAUCCCAGAACAACAGCAAAGGACCUUGUGAAGAUGCUGGAGGAAACAGGUACAAAAGUAUCUAUAUCCACAGUAGAACAAGUCCUAUAUCGACAUAACCUGAAAGGCCGCUCAGCAAGGAAGAAGCCACUGCUCCAAAACCACCAUAAAAAAGCCAGACUACGGUUUGCAACUGCACAUGGGGACAAAUAUCAUACUUUUUGGAGCAAUGUCCUCUGGUCUGAUGAAACAAAAAUAGAACUGUUUGGCCAUAAUGACCAUCGUUAUGUUUGGAGGAAAAAUGGGGUUGCUUGCAAGCUGAAGAACACCAUCCCAAGCGUGAAGCACGGGGGUGGCAGCAUCAUGCUGUGGGGGUACUUUGCUGCAGGAGGGACUGGUGCACUUCACAAAAUAGAUAGCAUCAUGAGGAAGGAAAAUUAUGUGGAUAUAUUGAAGCAACAUCUCAAGACAUCAGUCAGGAAGUUAAAGCUUGGUCGCAAAUGGGUCUUCCAAAUGGACAAUGACCCCAAGCAUACUUCCAAAGUUGUGGCAAAAUGGUUUAAGGACAACAAAGUCAAGGUAUUGGAGUGGCCAUCACAAUGCCCUGACCUCAAUCCUAUAGAACAUUUGUGGGCAGAACUGAAAAAGCGUGUGCGAGCAAGGAAGCCUACAAACCUGACUCAGUUACACCAUCUCUGUCAGGAGGAAAGGGCCAACAUUCACCCAACUUAUUGUGGGAAGCCUGUGGAAGGCUACCCGAAACGUUUGACCCAAGUUAAACAAUUUAAAGAUAAUGCUACCAAAUACUAAUUGAGUGUAUGUAAACUUCUGACCCACUGGGAAUGUGAUGAAAUAAAUAAAAGCUGAAAUAAAUAAUUCUCUCUACUUUUAUUCUGACAUUUCACAUUCUUAAAAUAAAGUAGUGAUCCUAACUGACCUAAAACAGGGAAUUUUUACUAGGAUUAAAUGUCAGGAAUUGUGAAAAACUGAGUUUAAAUGAAUUUGGCUAAUGUGUAUGUAAACCUCCGACUUCAACUGUAUACUGUGAUACCAGGCUCAGUUGGCAUUUGUUUUUUGCCCUGUUUUUCUAGGACCUUAUAUUGUGUAAAACUCUUGAAGGAUUACUAACCCAGGGAGAAGGUUAAAGUUGACUAAAGCACUGACCAUAUAUAGGCUCUGAUGGUAUUCCAUACCAGAAUACCACACCCAGAUCCACUUUAUUUGGAGUGCAUCACUCUCUCACCACCUAAUCCACAUUCUUAGGGGAGCCCCAAUAAAUGUUAUCAUGUCAGUGUAUUGCUCCCUCUAAUCUUAUUGUCUUCAGAGAUUAAUUAAAUGCAAAAUUAUUAAUAUUCAUACUACAGCAUGAAACGCUAUUCAGACACAGUACGAUAAAUCCUGCUCCUACAACUUUGUCAUUUCCAUCUUUUUCUCAAUGUGUGGGUUGGAUCGAAAGAAAGAUUUCAUAUCAACAUGUUUGAAAAUUUGAUAAUUAAACCAAGUUUUCUUUGUUGUUAGAAAGAUAAAAAUACAUGUACAUUAAAAGACGUGAUUUCUUGUUUAUAAAACUUCAUCAGAAUUAAUAAAAAGCAUUGCACCUAUUGCAGUUUCCUCAAUAUUGAGCCCAUGGGUUGUCAUGGUAACACAUACUAUUUAUCUCUCUUUACCUCCCUCUCUUUCUCCAUCCCAUUGCUGAUCUUUCUGCAAUACAUGGUGUCUUCCUACCUGGCAUGUGUGAGGUGUAGUGUGUGUCAUGUGUAGUGACAUGGGUAGUUAAUCAUAAAAGCAGUAUUAUACUCUAUAGUAUAUAAUAGUAUGUAAUAUCAUGAUAAUUCCUAUGAUAUUGUGUAACAUGUUUGUCUACAAACCUUGGCAAACAAACCCUGAAAUAGCAGUCUGUCAGUUUGUAAAGCACUAAUCUCUGUUAACAAUGCAGAUGUCUGUCAAGACAAGAGACAAUGUAUCCCUCUGCUCUUCCAGGAAUUGCACAAUAAACUAAGCUAGACAAAUGGACUUUUACAUUUUCAAGGUUGUGAGAAGAGUUACGUCUAUUGCCAGCAUAUGUAAUCGCUCUUCAAGUGCACAUAACUCUACAAGUGCACAUUUAGAUUUUAGUGUGAGUACACAUCACGCUGUGUUUGGAUAUGUUUAGUAAUGACAUAGUUUCAGUGGUAUUUCCUCCUGAGAGGCAGGUCAUGUAGAGAGAGAGUAGAGAGUAGAGUAUUACUUUAUUAAUCCCAACUUGGGAAAUUGUUUUAUCACAGCAUGCAUCAUCAAUGACCUACAAUGACAGGACACGCAACAAUGACCAACACAUGAUAAAAAGAAAAAACAAACAUAUUAAGACACAUAAAGGCACAUGCACCAACCAUAGUUUUCUAUCAUACUCUGGGGGGAAACAGGCAACAACAUUUUCCAAUGUGAGUGAGUGUGAUGCAUUGUGAUUCUAUGAGGCGUUGUCUGACUCUGGUUGGCUUGUAUCUUGUCUCUCGGCAGGACUUUUCCAGAGAGCUAUAGCACAGAGUGGCACUGCGUUGUCCAGCUGGGCCGUCAGCUUCCAGCCUGCUAAGUACGCUCGCAUGUUGGCCAAGAAGGUGGGCUGUAACCUGAAAGACACAGUGGACCUGGUGGAGUGUCUGCAGAAGAAGCACUACAAGGAGCUGGUGGACCAGGACAUCCAGCCAGCCAGGUACCACAUCGCCUUCGGGCCUGUCAUAGACGGAGAUGUGAUCCCAGAUGACCCCCAGAUCCUCAUGGAGCAGGGCGAGUUCCUCAACUAUGACAUCAUGCUGGGCGUCAACCAGGGCGAGGGCCUGAAGUUCGUGGAGCUCAUCGUAGACAAUGACAACGGCGUCCAGGCCAAUGAUUUUGACUACGCCGUGUCCAGCUUCGUGGACGACCUGUACGGUUACCCGGAGGGAAAGGACAUUCUGCGGGAGACCAUAAAGUUUAUGUACACGGACUGGGCUGAUAAACACAACCCAGAGACCAGGAGGAAGACCCUACUAGCCCUGUUCACUGAUCACCAGUGGGUGGCUCCGGCCGUGGCCACAGCAGACCUCCACUCCAGCUUUGGGUCGCCAACGUACUUCUACGCCUUCUACCACCACUGCCAGACAGAGCAGGUGCCCCCCUGGGCAGACGCAGCCCACGGUGAUGAGAUCCCCUAUGUGUUUGGCCUGCCCAUGAUCGGUCCCACAGAACUGUUCCCCUGUAACUUCUCCAAGAACGACGUCAUGCUCAGCGCUGUGGUGAUGACCUACUGGACAAAUUUUGCCAAAACUGGGUAAGUGCAGUACUGAGACCUAUUUUAAGCUGUAAUGUGUUUAUGCAUGCGUGCAUGUGUGUGUGUGUGUGUGUGUGUGUGCGAGCAAGCUUGUGUGUGUGUGUGUGUGUUACAUUUUUGUCUAGUUAAAUAAUUGAAUACCAUUUUGUAUUUAAAAAAAAAGUUUUUAAAGAUUGGACAGCAUAGAAAAAAAAAUAAAAUUUCUUUUUUGAUUUGCCUUUAAGCAUGUAGUCAUGGAAGUAAUUGUUUUUUGGAGCAUAAUGGGGGACAAUGGCUUUUUCCCUCUGCAGCCAAAGAGCCCAAAGGGACCAUCGGGAUACUAAUGAUCUACAUAUAUAACAGUAAAUUGACAUAUAAAACAGGGCACCUAUGAGAUUUAUGCCUCCACUUUGCAUGGUUAAGCCAGCUCCAUAUGCCAUUCCCAGACAAUGGUGCUCGUUCUGCUGGAAUGAUCCUCCAUUCCUCAUGCUGUGUAGUGGUGCUUUGCUCAUACUAAGUUCCCUCUUUCCCUUGCAGUGACCCCAACCAGCCGGUCCCCCAGGAUACCAAGUUCAUCCACACCAAGCCUAACCGUUUCGAGGAGGUGGCGUGGACGCGCUACAAUCAGAAAGACCAGCUGUACCUCCACAUCGGCCUGAAACCCCGCAUUAAGGAGCACUACCGGGCCAACAAGGUCAACCUGUGGCUGGAGCUGGUACCCCACCUCCACAGCCUGAACGAGGUCACCCAGAUCAUCUCCACCACCACCAAGGUCCCCCCACCGGAGGUCACUCCCAGGACACCAAAGAAGAUCCCUGUCAACACCAAGAGGCCUAACCCUACGCCAUUCCCCACCGAGUCUCAGGACAGUCAGAAUCAGCCCUUCCUGGUGGACCAGAGGGACUACUCCACUGAACUAAGCGUCACCAUUGCUGUGGGUGCCUCGCUGCUCUUCCUCAACAUCCUGGCCUUCGCCGCCCUCUACUACAAGAAGGACAAGCGGCGGCACGACGUCCACCGGCGUUGCAGCCCCCAGCGCAACACGACCAACGACCUGGCGCACACACAGGAGGAGGAGAUCAUGUCCCUGCAGAUGAAGCACACAGACCUGGACCAUGAGUGCGACGCCAUGCACCCACACGAGGUAGUUCUGAGAACUGCCUGCCCGCCAGACUACACGCUAGCCAUGCGCCGCUCCCCCGACGACAUCCCCCUCAUGACCCCCAAUACCAUCACCAUGAUCCCCAACACCAUGCAGGGCCUCCAAUCCUUGCACAACUUCAACACCUUCCCCAGUAGUGGACAGAACAACACCCUGCCUCACACCCUGCCCCACCCACACUCACACUCCACCACCAGGGUAUAG